This is a messenger RNA of Spea bombifrons (plains spadefoot toad), 1033 nucleotides long. RefSeq lists its product as uncharacterized. The record is from RefSeq and is a predicted model, not a curated record. The transcript has 6 exons. Lineage: Eukaryota; Metazoa; Chordata; Amphibia; Anura; Pelobatidae. Gene Ontology annotation, molecular function: S-adenosylmethionine-dependent methyltransferase activity. Bases 116 to 928 code for a protein of 270 amino acids.
GUUUUAAUGCCGCAAGGUUGUUCUUGCUGUUUAUCAACAUGAAAACAAACCAAAAAAUGAAAAGUAAAAUUGUCCUUGGUUUUAAUUUUACUUUCUGUGUUUGUAACUUGCAUAGAUGACUGCCAAUUUGUUUAAGAUCCGAGCAUUUUCAGAAGUCUAUCAGAAACUGAUGAUCCCAAGUUCACCAGAGGUAACAAAUCGGAUUAUAACCUAUUUGGAAAAAAAGAAGGCAAAACCCUUUAAGCUGGCUGUUGAUGUUGCUUGUGGGACAGGAAGGUCGACUCGGCCACUGGCUCCUCAUUUUGAGAAGGUGAUUGGAAUAGACAUUAGUGAGAGUCAAAUACAGGAAGCGAGAAGACAUACUCAAGAGCAGAAUGUUACUUAUCAGGUUGCAUCAGCCCAUAAAAUGCCACUGGAAGAUGACUCGGUGGAUCUAAUUAAUGGAAAUCUUGCAGUUCACUGGUUUGACAUAGACAAAUUUAUGGAGGAAGCAGCUCGUGUUUUGAAUAUUAAUGGCUGUAUGGCCUUGCAUGCCUUUGUGCCAAAAUUUGAGAUUCACUAUAAGGACAUGUCAGAGACUCUAACAGCCAUCAUUAACGAGGGAUUUAACAAUAUUUUCAAAUAUGGAGGAAAGGCACUUGCUCUUAUGUGGUCUGAAUAUAAAGAGAUAUUUGAAGCUGUACCAUUUUCUGAUAAACAGAGGAUCACUGGCAUACAUGACAUGUUUCUGGUUACAGUAGAAGAUGUAUUGGGUUUUUUUAAAGCAAGUUUUUUGUACCAGGAUUUUCUGAGAAAGGACAGAGACAGAGCAAUUCAGUUUUUGCAAAAUAUAGAGGAACGGUUAUUCAAUAUUUUGGGAGAAUCUGAUAAUCAAAUCAAUAUGGAGUUUCACUUGGAAUAUUUCUGUGUUCUGGCGAGCAAAACAUGAAUACAAUCGAACAAGGCUAAAGGCACAUAAAUUUGGAUGAUAAUGCUUUUGCAAAAAAGGCAUAAAAAGCAUGAUUACAGCAAGUGUGUAUUUACUUUAUGUUAC